This is a messenger RNA of Ostertagia ostertagi, 639 nucleotides long. Lineage: Eukaryota; Metazoa; Nematoda; Chromadorea; Rhabditida; Trichostrongylidae. The record is from the annotation of a GenBank genome assembly.
AUGAGUUCGAAGGCUUACCAAGCCGUGACGAUUUUCGCCUUACUUCUUAUGCUUCUCAAUGAUGGUCUCUGUCUCUCAGAUCGUGGAAGGGCCUCCUUAAUAAGAGCCUUCCGAGGAAUCGAUCUCGACCAACGCCUCGUAAGACUGAGGAACCUGCGCGUGGUCGACUUGGAUCAGACUUCUUCUUUGUCGGCUACAUCAAUAAACACCACAGAAUAUGGACCAACGGGCGCGAAUGCUGGCUCUGGAGGAGGAUCGAUCAUUGACAAAAAUCGCCUGGAAGGGGUUGACGAGUACUUGUUUGAGGGCGAUAUUAAUCUUACCGAAGAACAACUCUCAGCACUUGAAGCGAGUCUGAAUAGCAGUCGCCAAAAACGGCAAGCUUCGAAGACUGCUCCGCUAUGGGCAAACAAAAAGGUCUUCUACUAUUUUGACCCAAGUAUUGGUGAUCCCAUGAAAUCCCUCGUCAAGAAAGCGCUGAACUAUAUCAGCGCUCGCACAUGCCUCACCUUUGUGGAGAACGCCACAGCCGUUAACCGCAUUCGUGUAUUCAGCGGAGAUGGAUGUUAUUCGAAUGUUGGGAUGAUCGGAGGUGAACAGGAACUAUCGCUGGGCGAUGGUUGCAAUACGGUAAGUUAG